AUGUCUUCUUCUCCUUCGAUAGCACCAUUACCGACAAAGCUAGUGUCCAUCAAGGAAAUGCGGGCAAACAUAGCGGCCUUUAGGAGGAAGAACCCAGACGCCGCAGUAGGGUUUGUGCCUACUAUGGGAGCGCUACACGCUGGUCAUCUGACAAUUGUAACCCAGGCCAAGAUAGAAUGCGACUACGUAGUGGCUAGCUUGUUUGUGAACCCAGCUCAGUUCGCAGCUAACGAAGACUAUGACAUAUAUCCACGGCCCAUUGAGGAGGAUAUGAAGCUACUAGGACAGGAAGGGGUGGAUGCCGUGUUUGUCCCCACCACACAAGAGAUCUACGGAGAUAAGAAUGCACUUGAGGAAGGAACAGCCGUCGAGGUACGCGGUCUCAGUCACCAGCUUGAAGGCGCUAUUCGACCGCAUUUCUUCAGAGGCGUCGCUACUGUGGUCUCCAAAUUGCUAAACAUCGUCCAGCCCGACUUCAUCUAUCUGGGUCAGAAGGAUGCCCAACAAGCCGUGGUGGUGAGGAACAUGAUCAAGGACAUGCACAUCCCCUCUGAGCUCAGAGUGAUACAAACUGUGCGGGAAAAGGACGGACUAGCCAUGAGCAGUCGCAACGCGUACCUGAACGAAGCCCAACGCGCCAUUGCCCCACUGCUGUACCAGGCGAUGGGUGAGGCACUGCGAUUGUACGUGCACGAGAAGGAGAGGAGCACAAAGGUGCUGCUGGACGCUGUCAAGGAUUACAUACGAGAAAACGGAAACGAGCUAACAGAAUUACAGUACAUCAGCAUAAACGACACCGAAUCUCUGUACGAAGUCGAGACGAUAGGCAAGCAAGGUGCCCUGCUUUCAGGAGCGCUACUGCUAGGCGAGAUCCGCAUCAUCGACAAUAUUAUUCUGAGGUGA
Messenger RNA from Sphaeroforma arctica JP610, 903 nucleotides. Its product is annotated as pantoate-beta-alanine ligase. The record is from RefSeq and is a predicted model, not a curated record. The transcript has 7 exons. Gene Ontology annotation, molecular function: pantoate-beta-alanine ligase activity. Bases 1 to 903 code for a protein of 300 amino acids. NCBI's taxonomy places the organism in Eukaryota, Ichthyosporea, Ichthyophonida. Gene Ontology annotation, biological process: pantothenate biosynthetic process.